This is a messenger RNA of Eucalyptus grandis, 2498 nucleotides long. RefSeq names its product rho GDP-dissociation inhibitor 1. Gene Ontology annotation, cellular component: membrane; cytoplasm; cytosol. The coding region runs from base 1709 to 2065 and encodes 118 amino acids. The transcript has 4 exons. Gene Ontology annotation, biological process: Rho protein signal transduction. The record is from RefSeq and is a predicted model, not a curated record. Gene Ontology annotation, molecular function: protein binding; Rho GDP-dissociation inhibitor activity. Lineage: Eukaryota; Viridiplantae; Streptophyta; Magnoliopsida; Myrtales; Myrtaceae.
AUUUUCUUCCUUCCUCUCCCCGGUUGCUCUCGCCUGAUCCUUGGUCACCCCACUCCCGGACUUCCCACUCGCCUGAUCCUCGGCCAUGCCGCUUGGGUCUUUGCCGCUCGCCUAAUCCUCAUUACUCCUCGCCCACUCCUCAUGGGCUUCAGUCCGCCGUUCACCGUUCACCAUCGGCUCUUCUUUGCUCGAUUCAUCGUCCACAAUCUUUAAGUCGUCCACGAGCUUCAAGUCCGUUGUCUCGUCUACAAGCUUCACUCACUUUCAAUCGAGGUCAAUGUCAUUCAUAUCGGCUCAGUCCCUUAAAGGGAAAAGCUAUUUUAGCUUGUUGAAACAACACGUCGCCUAUGGACAUGUCGCGGAACAUCACACCAAUGGCACUGAGGCUCUCUUCCCAUACCAGAAUGUCUGUUCCGAUCACAGUCAAAAAGCCAGCUCCUCUCGCCGGAAUUAUCUUGUUGCAAUGUUGUUUUCUCUGGUGGAGUAAUUUUCCAGCUUUGGAAGAAUGCUGGUGGAUCAGCAAUCUGGGCUUUGCCGUGAUUGUAGUUGGGGAAUCAUUAGGAAGUUGGCAAUUAGAACUGAUGGCGAGGCGUUCACCCAUUUGAUCAAAAUUCAUCAUGAGGAUCAUCACAAGCUUAUAGCUAAUGGAAUCUAUUGGUUCAUCCGUCAUCCUGGAUAUUGAGCAUUCUUCAUUUGGUCGAUCGGGACUCAGAUAAUACCAUGCAAUCCCGUAUUGAUGUUUGCGUUCGCAACACAAGUUUGGCACUUCUUUGCAGCACGGUCACCUUAUGAAGAGCUUUUGCUGAGACAAUUCUUCGAGCAAGAUUAUGAGGAAUAUGAGCCAACUGUCCUUUGGGGGUUCCAUUUGUGAAGUGAGUUCCGCAUCUUAAGGUCUCAGGAAAGAGUGCAGCAUCCUAGAUUCAUUUCAUAUUGUCUGUUGGAGGCCUCAAUGCAGCUACUUGGAUUGGAUUUAACAAUGUUAAUGCAUCUAUUUGUUAGAUGAAACUCUGUGAGCCCUCCGUCUACAAAUUGGACUAUUUAAGUUGUAUAGCACAAUUUUACAAAUUGAGAAACCAUCUUCGCUCAGCAUGUUUCUUUUGAAAAUUUUUGUGCAGAUUUAACUUUCUGCAUGAAGGCUUGUCAUUCUUGUCCCUAGUUCUCUCCUUUGUUAUUUUUGUGCUGCAUUCACAACAUACUUUAUAUUGAUUUAUCAGGAUGGCAAGCUGAUGGAAUGGUUGAGUGGUACAUGUUCUAAUUUCCCAAAUAAAAUCUUUUGUUGCUGUUCAGUGAUGUCUGUUAACUCUAUGAUAUUUGCGUGGUUGUUAUUUUUUGUUUUCUCUUGGUUUUCUUGCUUAUUCGGAGCAAGUAAAACUAUGUGGCAAGUUUAUCAUAUUUGAUCUGCUAAUCACUAAAUGAAGUUCCAUAAUUUGCUUUAGUGGCGUUAUUCCAAGUUUCAAGCGAUUUUCGUCACUUCUUUGAAAGCUCAAUGGGAUGCCAAUCUACACUCAUUGGUCGGUACACUAUGCUGUAUAUUAAUGACAUAGCUCCGGAUGAACAACUAACCAGUAGACAAGUGCUGGCAACUUUGUAAAUUUUACUCUGAGCUGUUUGAUCAUUUCCUGUCCUGAACCAGCAAAUACUCCAUUGUUCACUCAAUUCAAAUCAAUUUUGCCUCAAGAAAGGGCGAGAUCUAAAAUCUGGUUUCUGUAUGAGAAACACUGGAACCGGAUGUCAAGAUUGUGAGCCUGCAAUAAUUUCUCCUGGUAGACCUGAUAUACUACUGCCAAUUCCUGAGAAUGGAAAGCCCAAAGGCUUGUGGUUUACUUUGAAAGAAGGCAGCCGUUAUAGGCUAAAGUUCACCUUCCAGGUCAGCGACAACAUCGUGUCGGGUCUCAAAUACAGCAACACAGUAUGGAAAACUGGUGUUAAAGUGGACAGCUCAAAGGAGAUCAUCGGAACUUUCAGUCCACAGCAGGAACCCUACACGCAUGAAAUGCCUGAAGAGACGACACCAUCUGGCAUAUCUGCUAGAGGAUCGUAUUCAGCCAGAAGUAAGGGAAUUUAAAUGUAUAUAGGUAAAUGGAGCUUGAAGAAUUGUGCAACAAGUAGUCAACUUGGUUUGUUUACAUAUCUAGUCAUCAAAAGGAGGCAUGACAUUGGCCUUCAACAUUUAAAACCUGCGUUUUCUGAAUCACUGGUUGACAACAGCCUUGCAUUCCGGACAACCACAAGAAUAGAAGGCUACUACGGAGCUGGGAUCUACAUCCAUCUAUCUUUGAUUAAUGGAGGUUCUUUCUAGUGUUUGUUUGUUAGUUUUUUCUUUCUUGUCUUGUUCUUUUGGUAGUUCUUUCUUUCCUUGGGAUCCCAUGGCACCCUUACACUCUCUUUGACGACUGUCUUCCUGAGUGUUUGUCUCCUGUUUGGUGCCGGUUAUCCUUCCUUGUAUUAUUUUGGCAAAAUGAAUACAAUUCGUACUUUUACCAAAAAAAAAAAAAAAA